This is a messenger RNA of Aspergillus heteromorphus CBS 117.55, 2232 nucleotides long. RefSeq lists its product as uncharacterized. The coding region runs from base 1 to 2232 and encodes 743 amino acids. The transcript has a single exon. The record is from RefSeq and is a predicted model, not a curated record. NCBI's taxonomy places the organism in Eukaryota, Fungi, Ascomycota, Eurotiomycetes, Eurotiales, Aspergillaceae.
AUGCCGCAGCAAUCCUACAGAACAUCCAAUAUGCAUGCAUCCCCGGGUGGAGUACUUCCGACCGCCACCAGCAAGGAAGACCUGCGGAAUGAGAAUUCCUUGAAAGCAUAUAAGAUACUGGGGACCGCCGAUGGCUCCCUCAAUGAGAACCAUCCGAGACGAGAGGAUAAACGACGCUCGCGACGACCCAGCUUCAUGAGGGCCCCGGAAAUCAAAUCGCAGAAAACCGCGGGGUUUGUUCCCUUCCCAGUUGCUACGCAAGAGACCCUUCCACCGCAGCACCUUCGUGUUCGGGCAUCAUCGCCUCUGCUAGGCCACGAUUAUCGCCCCGAAGAUGCCUCCGAAAAAUCCUUUCCAGCGCCUUCCAAGAAAGUCCACCAGGCUGGCUCCACCUCUGCGCUGUUCUCGUAUUUCAGUUCACGAGAGUCGACAAUCGACUCAAACCCUGGUCCUGGAAUCGCGACGAGCGACUUUAGCUCUCCUGCCAGCACCAAGUCAGGGCCUCAGCAAAAUGGCGAGUCCAACUUUGGGCCCAGACAGCCAAAAGGGCCCUUGAAGGAGUCAAAGCGGAAAAUGCGUCCACCCCGGAUUGAUCUCUCAUUACUCUUUCCGAAGCCACGAGCAAACGCCGAGCCAUUGCUGUCGCCACAGCGCAUGGUCAACUCGCCUUCUGCGAUCUCCGUGGUUUCGGAAAAUCCUGUCGUCAAAACGCAGCCAGAAAGCCAUGAUACUGCGAAGAAGCUCAUGAAAACGCCGCCACGCUCAAAAGGCUCUACUCGAAUGCACGGUUACGAGGCCCAUGAGUUAUCUACUUCUCACGAGUCAAGAAACUCGAGUUGGUCCAAUCCCUCCUUGGAGAGGACAGUGCCAACCAGCGAGAUCGACGAGGCUCUGCAGAAGUACAGUAACGUGCAGCAAAGCCCCCAGAGAAAGGACAAAAGUCGCAGCAGCCGCUUAUAUUUCGUACCUCACACCAUAGAGAAGUCACGGACGAGGGAUUCGAACCCCACAGACAACAAUGCGUGGAGAGCUUCUACUCAGAGCUCUGCCAGUGGGUGGAGCAAGGAGACAUACCUGUCCCCAAGAACCUAUUUACGCCCAAGCCUGCCACGCGUCCCCGAUCUCCCCGAUCACAGGCAGACCAGCUCGUACGCGAAUGCCUCUGGGGGGAAAGAUGCGAUGCUGAAAAAGAGCAGUCGAACGACGCUGAAGAAUGCGGACCUGAACAACUCCAGCGUACUUUGUCUCUCUUCCUCGGAGGACGAGGACGAGGACGACGAAGACUUCCCCAGGGAAAGCCAAGCUGUAAGAGGCAGCGUCCAGACCUACGGCGAAUUUGAACCCGAAAUCUGCACCGCUUCGCAGGCUACCAAGGGCACGGUACGAAGCGUUGACUGGCCUAUUCCGAGUAAUCGAUCGCGUUCCACCCAGAGACACCACUCUGCCCAGCGAGACACCUCCGUAUCAUCGGCAGGAAGAUCGUCAGCUGUGGACAGAAGUCAAUCUCGUGCCAGUGAGAUACCCACGAUUUCGGAGCCAGAAUUUUUCCACGGGGAUCCCAUCUUCAGCCAAGCCCGGAAUAGUGUGCGCAAGGACCCUGGCCGAUCGCAAAAGGAGGCCAACAGAAGGAGCCGCGUGAUCGCGGUGACGCGACAGGAGGAGCAUCUCCUCGAAGCCAUGCGACUGCGGCAAGGGAAGAUCACGCCGAGCAUUUUCCAGGAAGCCCGUUCGGAAGCCCGCUCUCAUAAUCAAGAGCUUGACCAAGGUUCUAUGCUGUCUGUCCCUUCGCGGGACUCAUUUUAUGGUUCGGACAUGUCGUUCUUACGUCUCAGUCCCGCUUUCCCGACCAAAUCCACGGAGACGAACAGCGACCGAGAAGGGUCCGUUUCUCGGAGCACCUUUUCAGAUGCGGAACAGAGAACCAUCAACUCAUUCCCUUCUCCCCGGACUAGCGUUGCCUACUCGACGGUCUCCUCACCCGCGAGCGGAGCAUCGCCCUUGACACCGACGCUCCCUAUCCAUCGAUUCUCACCCCUGCCCUCACAGAAGCCGCCUCCCCGCCACGCUCCCCCCGCCGCGCCUCGAGAGAAACGCCGGCAUUCGAGGAGACGCACGGACAGCAGCGAGGCGAUCGUCCUGGAGGAAUCGGACGAUACGAAGCAAAGCGAUGAGCUUCCCGUGUGGUCAUUAAAGUGGAACCAUGAGACCGGUACUAUGACGGCUGUGCACUGA